GUUUCGUGAGUCCGGAAUGGGUGACAGCGUCAUCACGGUAUUUUAUUGAUCAUGGACUCUUAUGAUAGAUCAGAAUCGACUCCUGAACAAAGUGCAUCCUCAAGGCUUAAGAAUUACCUUACAGGAGCCACCCCUCUUCAGAAACGACUGGAAUCAGUCAAGAAGCAGACUUCAUUUGUCCUGACUCCACCGCAAAGGAAAAUUCUCCAGUGUUCACAAUUGCAGGAAGAUGUUGAUCCUCAAAAGGUUGCAUUUCUUCUGCAUAAACAAUGGACUUUAUAUAGUUUAACUCCCCUACAUAAAUUCUCCUACACUAAUCUCAAAGAGUAUUCUAGACUUCUGAGUGCAUUUAUUGCUGCUGAAAAGCAAAAAGGACUUGCUGUGGAAGUGGGAGAAGACUUCAACAUCAGAGUGAUUUUCUCUACCCUCCUAGGAAUGAAAGGAACACAAAGGGACCCUGAAGCAUUUCUUGUCCAGAUUCUGUCAAAAUCUCAGUCAUCUGAGAACAGAGAAGGCAAAGUGUUGUGGACUGGUUGGUUCUGCUGUAUAUUUGGAGACAGUCUUCUGGAGACUGUUUCAGAAGAUUUCACCUGUCUACCUUUAUUCCUUGCAAAUGGAGCAGAGUCUAAUACAGCCAUAGUUGGAACUUGGUUUCAGAAAACCUUUGACUGUUAUUUCAGUCCUUUAGUGAUCAGUGCGUUUAAUCUUUCCUGGAUGGCUGCUAUGUGGACUGCAUGCAAAAUGGACCAUUAUGUGGCUACUACUGAAUUUCUUUGGUCUGUACCUUGCAGCCCUCAAAGUCUGGACAUUUCUUAUGCAAUACAUCCAGAGGAUGCAAAAGCUUUGUGGGACAGUGUCCACAAAACACCUGGGGAGGUUACCCAGGAGGAGGUUGACUUGUUCAUGGACUGCCUUUAUUCACAUUUCCAUAGGCAUUUCAAAAUUCAUUUAUCAGCCACAAGAUUGGUUCGUGUUUCAACGUCUGUAGCUUCAGCACAUACCGAUGGAAAAAUAAAGAUUCUGUGUCAUAAAUACCUUACUGGAGUGUUGGCAUACUUGACAGAACUGGCCAUUUUUCAAAUUGAGUGAGGCCUCGUGUGGACUACAGGUUGUGGAUUAUAUACUCUUUUCUCAUUGAUUGUCUAAUUGCUAUGCUCAGAGGGAAGCAGGAGAAUGGGCAUCUAUCUUUCCUCAUAGUGCCUUUGGAGUUGCACAGAUGGAAGCCAAGAAGGAUCAAAAGAAACAAAGAAUGUGGUAGUGGAUGAAUCACAGCCAGUUGCUUGUGUACUAGUAUGAUGAUCUGGGAUGCUAGUCUAGAA
Messenger RNA from Cynocephalus volans (Philippine flying lemur), 1319 nucleotides. RefSeq names its product centromere protein L (gene CENPL). NCBI's taxonomy places the organism in Eukaryota, Metazoa, Chordata, Mammalia, Dermoptera, Cynocephalidae. The transcript has 5 exons. The coding region runs from base 52 to 1089 and encodes 345 amino acids. The record is from RefSeq and is a predicted model, not a curated record.